CAAACACAUAAAACAUAGCGGUUUUGCACAUUUGAGUAGGUUUUAACGGUGACGUCAUCCCCGCGCGACUGCAACUUCUGAGCCACGUGGGGAGGUGAUGUAAACACCCGCAGCGCGAGUCUCCUCCGCCGUAUGUUCUCAUGAACGCUAUCAGCCCUUCAAAGUGAGCGAGACGAGUGCACACCGCUGCGCGUUUUCUGCGGAUCAUGCCCCAAGACUCCGAUCCUCCUCCGGCCAAGAGAUUCAAGCCGGGGUCUCCCUUCUUCCGCCUCGACAAGAAGCCCGGCAUGCUUCUGCCCCGAGCUGGUCAUGCGCCGAUCAGCGUGGACGCGCAGAGAAGACAGCUGCCCAUAUACCAGGCGAAAUCACAACUGAUCAAUCAACUCAGACAGCUGCAUAGUGCCGUGAUAAUAGGUGAGACCGGGUCAGGUAAAACCACACAGAUACCGCAGUAUCUGUAUGAGUCUGGCAUCGGACGACAGGGUAUCAUUGCAGUAACACAACCCCGCCGAGUGGCUGCCAUCUCUCUUUCUGGUCGAGUGGCAGAAGAAAAGAAAGUUCAGCUGGGGAAAAUGGUGGGCUACACAGUGAGGUUCGAAGAUGUCACGUCGUCUGAGACCAAGCUGAAGUUUAUGACAGAUGGGAUGUUGUUAAGAGAAGCUAUAGGUGAUCCAUUAUUACUGCGGUACACUGUGGUGAUUCUGGAUGAAGCUCACGAGCGGACCGUGCACACGGACGUUCUGUUCGGUGUGGUGAAAUGUGCCCAGCGCAAACGUGCGGAGCAGAACAAAGUACCUCUGAAGGUUUUAGUGAUGUCAGCCACCAUGGAUGUGGACCUGUUCUCUCAGUACUUCAAUAAAUCACCUGUACUGUAUCUGGAGGGCCGACAGCAUCCCAUUCAGAUCUACUACACCAAACAGCCUCAGUCCGACUAUCUGCAAGCAGCGCUGGUGUCUGUUUUUCAGAUUCAUCAGGAAGCUCCGCCUUCCCAUGACAUCCUGGUGUUUCUGACGGGGCAGGAGGAGAUCGAAGCGCUGGCACGCACCUGUCGAGACAUCGCCAAACACCUGCCCGAUACCUGCAGACCGAUGACAGUCAUUCCUCUCUAUGCUUCUCUGCCUCAAGCUCAACAGUUCAGGGUCUUUCAGCCCGCGCCGAAGGGUUCAAGAAAAGUUAUUCUGUCAACAAAUAUAGCAGAGACCUCCAUCACCAUCUCUGGCAUCAAAUACAUCAUUGACACUGGGAUGGUGAAAGCCAAGCGCUUCAAUCCAGACAGCGGUUUGGAGGUCCUGGCCGUGCAGCGGGUGUCUAAAGCGCAGGCGUGGCAGCGUGCGGGUCGCGCCGGAAGAGAGGACGCUGGGUCCUGUUACCGCCUUUACACUGAAGAGGAGUUCGACCACUUUGCAAACAUGACCGUGCCUGAGAUACAGAGGUGCAAUUUGGCCAGCGUCGUACUGCAACUUUUGGCUUUAGGAGUUUCUGAUGUCUUGAAUUUUGACUUCAUGUCUAAGCCAUCACCAGAAUCAAUGCGGACGGCCGUGGAGCAGCUCAGCAUCCUGGGGGCCGUCGACAGAAAAGAUGAGCAGGUGUUAUUAACCCCUCUGGGCAAAAAAAUGGCCUCCUUUCCUCUAGAGCCCCGCUUCUCUAAAACGCUCCUGAUCUCUCCUGACUUCAGCUGCACCGAAGAGAUUCUGACCAUCAUCUCUCUGCUCUCUGUGGACUCGGUUCUUUACAAUCCACCGGCUCGCAGGGACGACGUCCUCGCCGUGCGCAAGAAAUUCAUCUCCAGUGAGGGUGACCACAUGACCCUUCUCAACAUCUACAGGGCUUUCAAGAAAGUCAGCGGCAACAAGGAGUGGUGUCGAGAGAACUUUGUCAACAGUAGGAACAUGGGACUCGUGUCUGAAGUUCGUGGCCAGCUCAGAGAUAUCUGCAUCAAGAUGAACAUGAAGCUGGAAUCGUCGCAGUCAGACCUGGCGAAUGUCCGUCGCUGUCUGGCUCACGGUUUGUUCAUGAAUGCUGCGCAGCUGCAGCUGGACGGCAGUUACGUCGCUCUGGACACACAGCAGGCCGUGGCCAUCCAUCCGUCCUCCGUCCUGUUCCAGGCCAAACCAGCAUACGUUGUGUUUAAUGAGCUCCUGCACACGUCCCGCUGUUACAUGAGGGAUCUGUGCCUGGUGGAUGCCGAUUGGCUGCAGGAAGCCGCGCCGGAGUAUUUCCGCCGGAAGCUUCGCGCCACCAAGAGUUAACCCUCCGUUAAAUGUGCCAUUUAUUAUUCCUUGAUAUUUAUAACGGACUGCAUGAUAAGAAAUAAUUCUAGCCGUAGAUGAGUUUUUUCACAUGUGUGUAUUUUGUUAACACGUUUAUUCCUACACAGAUUAUAUGGAUUAUAUGCAUUUGGUGUUGGAUCUUUAAAGACUGCACUGUUUUGUGCAAAUAUGCAACAUGUCUGGCAGUUUUGCUAAAGAGUUUCACUAGUUUGGGUAAUCGAGAGCUUUAUUAACCGAAACUUUUCUACAAGUGAAUGAGUUCUUUCUACUUGCUAUACAUCUGAUGUCACGACAGUUUCGGCAGUACUUUUAUAAACCGUUGAAAAUCUUUUAUUGAUGAAAGUUAAAGAGUGUUUGCAUGUUUUUUAUAACCACGUUAGUAUAAGAAUCAUACAUUCAAAAAACAUCUGGAUCAAGUUUAAUUUGAUUUGAUGGAGACUAAAGCAAAGAUUUGUGAAUUUGGGCCACGUUUAUAACAAGAUUCGCUCCAUAUGAUAUGACUUCGAGCUGGAUAUUUUCAUGCAUUUUGCUGGUGAUUAACAAACGUAAGUACUGCUAAACUGACCGAUGUCAAUUCUAUAAGUGUAUACAAUGAGGUUUUGUGUUUCUGUUAUGAAAUGCAGGAUAUUUUAAUUCACUUAAUAGUUUAAUAUAACUGUAAGAUCCUGCAUAAAAAAUCAUCUCUUAGAAGUGUUAUAGAAGUCAAUAAAUUAUAAACCCAGCAUGUGGAAACAACUUUGAAACUAUUCUAAUGUAAAAACAUCUUGAGUCUUGUUUUAUGCCCUGUUCUAAAUAUCUGUACCAAGUUUAGUCAUAUUAUUGCCUUUUGAUCUAGAUAUGAUGGACUUAUCAUCAAAUAUAAUAUUGAAAAUACCUUAGUUAGAUAAACAACAAUUUACAAUAAUAUAAUGCAUGCCACUUUUUUUAUUAUGAGGAGCAAAAACAUGUCAUAUGCAUACAAGUUUUAUCAAAUACUGCCUUGUUUGCUUCACUUUGCAAAUCAUAUCUGAGACCACAUGUAUUUAUAGAUCUAUGUAUCAGAGAAUGUAUACACGCUGUGCAUGAAAUCGGACAGAAUGUGACCACUCAGGUUUUUAUGGUACGCAGAACGUAGUACAGAUGUUUAAUAUUAGUAUGAUUAUUUUCCAUUACAGCAUGAGCAAGAAGGCAUCAUUUGUUUGUGAAGGUAGCAGAUUCCCAGAAUGUAACACAACAGUCAGAAUUCAAAAGCAAUGUCUGCUUGAUCUCAUUGUUAUUAAAUCAUCUGAAGGUGAA
Messenger RNA from Triplophysa rosa, 3545 nucleotides. It is a transcript of the gene dhx33, whose product is annotated as DEAH (Asp-Glu-Ala-His) box polypeptide 33. Gene Ontology annotation, cellular component: nucleolus; intracellular anatomical structure. Bases 207 to 2249 code for a protein of 680 amino acids. Gene Ontology annotation, molecular function: RNA binding; ATP binding. The transcript has 12 exons. The record is from RefSeq and is a predicted model, not a curated record. NCBI's taxonomy places the organism in Eukaryota, Metazoa, Chordata, Actinopteri, Cypriniformes, Nemacheilidae. Gene Ontology annotation, biological process: positive regulation of transcription by RNA polymerase I.